AUGUCCCUUUCAUCUUCUUCAUGUUGGCUCUUCUUCCUCAUCAUCAUUUUCCAUCUGGUUUCAACUUCUGCUAACAAUGGCUGUUAUACAUCCAUCAUCAGCUUCGGGGACUCCCUUGCCGAUACCGGUAACCUAAAACAACUUGCCUCCAUAUACCACCGUUCCUUUCCUUAUUUCCGGCCACCUUACGGAGAAACCUUUUUCGGUCGGCCCACCGGUCGUUGCUCCAAUGGCCGCCUCAUCAUCGAUUUCCUUGCUGAGAGUCUUGGGCUGCCAUUGGUGCCACCGUAUGUGGGCGGCGACACCAGGAGGAUGGACGACGGAGUGAAUUAUGCGGUGGCGGGUGCUACGGCGUUGGGAUCGAGGUUUCUUGAAGGAAGAGGGGUUUAUAACAGUGUUACGAAUGCAUCCUUGGGAGUUCAGAUAGGGUGGUUCAAACAAUCAAUGUCUUCCUUUUGUGCCACUGCUUCAGGCUGUAAAGAUUUUAUUGGACGGUCCCUAAUUCUCGUGGGAGAGAUCGGAGGAAAUGAUUACAAUCAUCCAUUAAUUCUCGGAAAAUCCAUAGAAGAGGUUGAAUCAUAUGUACCGUUUGUUGUUAGUACCAUCGUGUUAGCAAUCAAUGAUCUAAUAAAUCUUGGAGCAAAGACGCUCGUUAUUCCAGGAAACCUACCAAUUGGUUGCUCUGCCGCAUAUUUGACAAUCUACUAUGGUUCUGACAUAAAAGAGUAUGAUAACACGACUGGUUGCCUCAUACGAUUAAACAAGUUUGCCGAAUACCACAAUGAGUUGCUGCAAAGGGAAUUAAAUCGAAUCCAAGACAUUAAUCCUAAUGUGCACAUCAUUUAUGCCGACUACUACAAUGCUGCUAUGCAGUUCUACGUAUCUCCAAGCAAAUAUGGAUUCAAAAAUGGAGUUUUGAAGGCGUGUUGUGGAGGAGAAGGUCCGUUUAACUGUAAUCCUUCAGUAGCAUGUGCAAAUCCAUCAUAUAUGGUGUGUGCUCAACCAGAUACAUAUGCUAAUUGGGAUGGCAUGCACUUAACGGAGGCAGCAUACAAGUUGAUUUACAAGAGCGUAUUUGAAGGAUCAUGCAGUAUACCACGAUUCAAUUCAUUAUGCCCUUCUCUAACGUUGCACAAGAGGGAUUAUGGAGCUUUUUAGAAGAAGUUGAUGCAAUUUGUUAGGUUUAUUUGAACCUUUAAUACAAAUGAUUCUAUUUUGUAUUUACAUAGAAUGUUUUACAAUAUAUUUAUAAGCCUAUCUCUAUCGGAUUAUAAAAUAUUUACCUCAUAUUCUUGUUC
Molecule: messenger RNA, 1298 nt
Organism: Cynara cardunculus var. scolymus (artichoke)
Lineage: Eukaryota; Viridiplantae; Streptophyta; Magnoliopsida; Asterales; Asteraceae
Product: GDSL esterase/lipase At1g31550-like
Exons: 5
Coding region: 1-1158 (385 amino acids)
Molecular function (GO): hydrolase activity, acting on ester bonds
Source: RefSeq, a predicted model, not a curated record